Molecule: messenger RNA, 2005 nt
Organism: Malus domestica (apple)
Lineage: Eukaryota; Viridiplantae; Streptophyta; Magnoliopsida; Rosales; Rosaceae
Product: hydroxyproline O-arabinosyltransferase RDN2
Molecular function (GO): glycosyltransferase activity
Source: RefSeq, a predicted model, not a curated record
UACUGGAAACGACUGUUACAUUUGUUUACUUGUUCAAUCUUUCAUUUGUGUUUUUUUUUUUGUUCUGUUGGGGUUGUGGGUUUCCUGUUUUGUUGUCAAAGGAAUGAACUUUGUAGUUGGUUUUAUCAAUCCUAUCCUAUGUAUGUACAUUGAAUGUCUGAAUUCCUUUGUUCUGGUUUUUACUCAUUACAAUGUGAUUAAGGUUUUUUUAAACAUGAAAUUUUUUUUGUGAAGUUUGGAGCUUGAGUGUGCUGAUCUGUGAAAUUUUUGGGGGAAUUCCAUUUAAACACAACCCCCCCCCCCUCCCCCACCCAAAGGCUGAGUGGGGGUGUAGAGAGCAUUUGGGUGGGUUUCAAUAGAAACUCACCUUGCAGUAGGAAUUAUGAUGGGGUUGUAAAUUAUGAGUUGUUGCAGUUCAUAGUAUUGUCUGGGUCAAUAUUAUUGAAAAGUUCUGGGUAAUUCCAUUAUAUUUUACUAAUUUAAGUGGAAUUGCUUAUCGUAGGUAUCUCGAAAAACUUUUGUGGAAGUUGGAUAAAAUCACAGAAGGGUUUAAUGCUGUUGUUACAUUGUGUUCUGCACAGCUGAACUUGAAACUUUUCAAUUUAAGCUGUGAUGGAAUAGGAGAAUUUCUGCGUUUGGGAAGUUUGAGAUUGUUUUUCGCUUGUAAUAAAUAAUGAUUGGGAGGAAGAACAUGGGACGAGCUUCACCAUUACUUCUCGUUCUUUUGACUCUUGGGUUUUCCUUUGCUACUUAUAAUUUGUUAACUAUGAUAAUUCAUCAUAGAUCGGUUGGGAAGAGGGUAGGUGAUAAUACGAAUAGUGGGUUACUAUCUGACCCGAUUGUUGAGAUGCCGGAGAAUGUGAAGAAGUUCAAGAAUACCAAGGCACCAUUCCAUGUUGCCUUAACAGCCACCGAUGCCCCUUAUAGCAAAUGGCAGUGUCGCAUUAUGUACUAUUGGUAUAAGAAGAAGAAGGACUUGCCUGGAUCAGAUAUGGGAGGAUUUACUCGAAUUUUGCAUUCAGGAAAUCCUGACAAUUUGAUGGAUGAGAUUCCAACUUUGGUGGUUGAUCCUCUUCCUGCUGGCCUUGAUCGGGGAUACAUUGUCUUAAAUAGACCAUGGGCUUUUGUGCAAUGGCUGGAAAAGGCUACAAUUGAGGAAGAAUAUAUUUUGAUGGCGGAGCCCGAUCACAUUUUUAUAAAUCCUCUUCCUAAUUUGGCACAUGGAGGAUAUCCAGCUGCCUACCCAUUUUUCUACAUUAAACCUUCUCAGAAUGAGAAGAUCAUAAGAAAGUUUUAUCCUGAGGAGAAUGGUCCGGUCACGAAUAUUGAUCCAAUUGGAAAUUCUCCUGUAAUUAUUAAGAAGGAUUUGCUGGAAAAGAUUGCUCCUACAUGGAUGAAUGUUUCUUUAAGGAUGAAAGAAGACACAGAGACGGAUAAAGCUUUUGGAUGGGUGCUAGAAAUGUAUGCUUAUGCUGUGGCAUCUGCUUUGCAUGGUGUGCAGCAUGUUCUUCGGAAGGACUUCAUGCUGCAGCCCCCAUGGGAUUUGGAACUUAGUAAAAAGUUUAUUAUUCAUUAUACUUACGGAUGUGACUACAACUUAAAGGGUGAGCUAACAUAUGGCAAAAUCGGGGAAUGGAGAUUUGACAAGAGAUCGUAUCUACGUGGACCUCCACCAAGAAACCUUCCCUUGCCUCCUCCUGGGGUUCCUGAGAGUGUGGUCACCCUUGUAAAGAUGGUGAAUGAAGCUACGGCUAGCAUUCCAAAUUGGGACACACAAUAGGUCAGCUGCGUUCAAGAUACUAAAACGUUAUGAUACAACUGAUGUUUAGAGAAUGAACAAUCUGGUUUAAGGGUAGGCUCGUAGAAAUAGUAAUAUACACAAAUCUCAAAUCGUAAAUGGAAAUAAGAAGGUUCCAACUUCUCGUAUGUAUAUCUGGGUUGCGAAUGGAUUAUAUCGAGUUGAUUAUAUGGAAUCAGUUUUGGAGUAACACAGGUCUUCUUUCAA